UGUGGAGUGGGCUCCCACAGUCCAUUUGUGUAAUUUUGAUUUGUGUGUGUGUGUACAUUCAUGUACACAGGCACUCAAAGAAGCCACAUGGGCACAUCAGAUUGCUUGGAGCAGAAGCAGCAACUGUCUGGGAGACACCAAGACAGGUGUUAGGAACUGAACUGGCAUCCCCUGGAAUAGCAGUGAGAGCUCUUAACCACUCAGUAAAUCCCUACAGCCACAGCCACUUCUGAAAUUCUUAUUUUGAUUUCUUUAUAGGUUUUAUAGAGUGCUGAGAACUCUGUUAUUAUGCCCAAUCCAUAAUUUCUAUACAACCUCAUAUGACAUGAUUGUAUCAGUGUCUAUACUACAUAUUUUCAGGGAGAUACUCCUUAUUAAGUUUAGUACUUUUACAAUUAGUGUCAAACCCAGAGCAUGAUAUUUACAAGGAAGGCAUUGUUUCACACAGUUUCUACUCAAGCACAAAUAAUUAUUUGUAUUUAUGGUUUGGAAAGUUUAUAUGAGAUCUACCUUUUAUUGAAUUCUUUUGAAAAUAACCCUUUUUCCUUUAGUCUGUAAAGGCAGUGGUUUUACUGGUAAUGUUGAACUAUUUUAUACUUAUAUUCUAAUUUUCUCUUAAUCACAUAUAAAUUCAUGUUACUGUUCUGAUAAUAAAGAUUCAAUUUGCUACCAUAUUUUUUUAAUCCUAAAAUUCAGUGCUUGUGAUGUCAGCCUAUAGUUUCUUCUCUUAUGCAUUAUCAAGCAGUUGUAAGUCAUGACUAUCCUAUAGUUCUUCAUUUUUCUUGCCAUAGAGACAAACCGUACCCAUGGCAGAUGACAACUACACAAGGAUCACAGAAUUUAUUUUUAUUGGCUUGAGAUACCACCAUAAACUACAGGUCUUCCUGUUCUUGCUCUUUCUGCUUUUUUAUCUGGUUACUAUGACAGGAAACUUGGGUAUGAUCAUUCUUAUCCGUGUAGAUUCUCGUCUUCACACUCCCAUGUACUUUUUUCUUAGCCAUCUGUCAUUUGUGGACAUCUGUUUCUCAUCAGUUGUGGGCCCGAAGAUGCUCACAGAUUUCUUUGCAGAACGGAAAGCUAUCUCUUUUCUGGGCUGUGCUUUGCAGCAAUGGUUCUUUGGUUUUUUUGUGGCCAUUGAGUGCCUUCUCUUGGCAUCCAUGGCCUAUGACCGUUAUGUGGCUAUCUGUAACCCACUGUUGUAUUCAGUGGCCAUGUCCCAGAGACUUUGUAUACAGCUGGUGGUCGGACCCUAUGCUGUUGGUUUCUUCAACACCAUGACUCACACUACAGCUGCUUUCCGACUCCCCUUUUGUGGCUCCAACAUUAUCAAUCAUUUCUUCUGUGACAUGUCUCCUAUCCUUUCCCUCAUAUGUGCUGACAUAAGGAUCAAUAAAUUGUUGGUUUUCAUUGUGGCGGGAGCUGUAUUGGUUGUCAGUAGCACCACCAUCUUAAUCUCCUAUUUUCAUAUCCUCAUGGCCAUCUUGAGGAUCCGCUCUGCUGAAGGGAGGAGAAAAGCCUUCUCCACCUGCUCUUCCCAUGUCACAGCAGUUUCCAUUUUGUACGGGACUCUCUUCUUUAUCUAUGUGAGGCCAAGUGCCAUUUCUUCUCUGGACCUCAAUAAGGUGGUGUCUGUGUUCUAUACAGCGGUGAUUCCCAUGCUCAACCCACUCAUCUACAGCCUGAGGAAUAAAGAGGUGAAAGCGGCAAUGGGAAGGACAGUCACCAAGGCCAAAUUUUUCCUCAAAAACUAAAAUGUCAUCAAGAACAUAGAAGAGAUUCAAGGCAAAGCUGUUAGAAAUGAUUGGAUCUACCUAGACACCAUCUCAACAUAAUAGUUUGCAGAAUUUGUAAUUGACAUCUUUUAAUCCUUCCAUAUGGCACUUAUUUUGCUACAUAAAAUACACUUUAUUUUUCUAAGUAAAACAAUUAAGCUUUAUUUCAUUACGUCACUAUGAAUGUUACUACUAUUUAAGCACGUUUUAUUCCUUAAAGUAUAUUUAUUAUUUUAAGUAAGGUAAAAUCCUAUGAAUACAAGAUGUUAUUAGUACAUUGCAGCAUGUAUGUAUGUCCCUUAUUUCUUCAUGUAAAAUUGAAAAUAAUGAGUAGAACUCUUUGCUGAGGUUGAAAGUAAUUUCAAUUAAGUAUUUUCCUCAUUUAUUUAAAUUUCUGCCUGUAUAAUCUGUUUUUCAUGCUAGUUUUUUUAUUCCUGAUCAAAGCAAAAUAAACAAUAGUUGAAGUUUAUGGACAACUUUGCUAACUUUCUUGUUGUUGAAGAGCUCAAACACAGAGAAGCAUCUGGAUUUGAUCAGAAGUCUUAUCUGUUUGUAUGAAAUACUCAAAGAAUAAAAACAAUGGGUUAUUUCGAAAAGAUAAAGUUAUGCUCGAAAGUGACUCUUUGAAAUAAAUCAGAAUCUAUUAUUAUCUUUAAUUAUGUUAAUUGGGUAUGCUAUAAAAUACUUAGUUAAUAAUUAUGCCAAUUAUAUGCCUAUUAACAAGAUCUAUAGCUGAUGAAAUAAAAGCAGGUGAAGCAUGCUGUACUGAUUCAAGGAACACCUAAGCUGUAGAGUUAUCUCAAGCUCUGCCCACAAGGAUUUCACAAUGAGGUUGCUGGUCCCAGUGUGCCUGCUCAGAAGAUACUGAUGGAGGAAGAUCCUGAUGAAAAGACAGCCUCAUGGUCCUCUUUUCUUCUUCUUUAGGAAGUUGGACAUCCUUUGAAUGUUCUAAAUACAGCACUUCACUAGGAUUGAGAAUACACUAGUUUGGGUUCAGACUGGUUCAUCAGGCUUUCUCAGGAACUUUGGACCCAGAUAGGUCAGAGGACACAUAAAUAAGACUUUUCCUGGCUGCAUGCUGAAAUUGUCAUGGAAAGAAGGCCUGGAUUAUGAGUCAGGUUGCUAAGCAAACAGAAGCAGUGUCAAUAGGAGAAUGUAAAAGGAAUGCAUAUGGUAAUUCACAAAGUUCUUCCAUUUAACUUAUACUAUUUAUUUUUUAAACAAUUAGAUGGAGGCUAAGCUGAGCAAUCUCAGAUAUGAGUGUCCUUGCCACUUUGAAUAAAAAGUGUGACUGCUUUUUCUCUCUAAGAACAAAAAGUUGUCAAAGCUUGAUCUGUGCUUGACAACAAAGGUUCUUUGACUGUUUUUUUUUUUUUUCAGAAUCCUGUCAUCCAUGGCACACACACCUUCUGUGUCAUUGGUACAUCACAGUGUCACUGUGUCACUGUGGUGGACAAACUUUCAAAUCUGUGCUCACUGUCUUCCCACUUUCUUCAUCUCCUAACUGGUAUACCUUUGAAUAGUCUGGUACACCAUCAUUGGCUUUUUAUAUAAAAUUAUUUUAUUAAGAUGUCUUUAACUGCAUAAAAUGAUAAAAUAGCAUGAGAGAGUCUUAUAUUUUCACCAUCUAGUUUGUUAUCAUUCAGUUGUAUAGUUAACUUGGUGUUCUAACUGAAGUUAUUUUAGCUGAGAAUUCUUUCAGACUGUAGAAAGGUACAGUCUCUUUCUCUUGCAAUUGUGAUAAAAAUCCAUUCUAUAUGAGGAUUACAUUUGAAUUUAUUUAUUAGGAACAACAAGGUUUUCUGGCUUUUUAAAUCAUGGUUAUUUUGAAUUAGGAUGUCUCUGAUAACAAUUCCUUCCAACAUUAGGGUUGCCUAUAGAGAAGAAGAUCUAAACACACUUCAGACUAGUAAAUAGAUUAAAAAUAUCUUGUAGAGCUGGGAAGAUGGCUCAGUGUGUAGAGCAGAGGACCCGAGUUCAGCCCUCCAGAACCCAUGUAAAAUUGAUGCAGAUUUUUACAUCUGUAAAAACAGCUUUCUUGGGAGGUGGAAACAGGAGAGCUUCAAGAAGUUAGUAGGUCAGCUAGUCUGCCAGUAACAAUGGUAAACAAUAUGAAAUGUUUACCAUUGUAAACAUUAUGUUUCCCUAUGGCAAACAAGAUGGAAAAUGCAAACUGAUAGAUAAGGUUCUCUUCUGAUCUUCACACAUGUACAUGAGCUUGAACACACACACACACACACACACACACACACACACACACACACACAUACACACAUAAAGCAUGGGUGGAGCUCUUAGAGCUUCCAGGCAAAGCACCUGGAAUGCUCCCAUGGUUCCAGGCUACUGAGUGAUGUUUCUGAGUCACAGGUAAAGGAAUAGCUAUUUAGGCAGGAUUUGUAUUUCUGCCACGUUUGGCACCAUUUCUAGUCCUUUCUUGGGUAAGAAAAAGAACCAUUUACAUCCAGCAAUCUGCAUUCCUCUUCCAGGAGACUGUGCUCCAUUGUGACCGAAGCACACUCUUCCUGAAGCCUCAGUCAUUAAAUAUUUGCACCAACUGCGGGUUCCAGAUAGUACACUCUUGUCUGCUUGGAGUGGUGGCAAUUGAAUUUCUAAUCACAGAGAUUGUUAUUGUGAAUCACAUUCAUGUGCUGAGUAUAUUUUUCUAUGAUUUAAGUGAGAAAAUAUACACAGCUAUUUAAACAAAAAACUCUUAAAUCAAACAAACAAACUAAAACAAAACAAAAGCUGCUUUGCUAACUUGACCAAAAGUCACUCAUGUUCCCACACUUGUUACGGGGGUAAUGAGGUUCAGCUCAGGACUCAUGUUCACCUGGGUGACUGAGGUGACAUGGUAUACCUUUGGAAUCAUUUGGGGCAUGGCUGGUUCAACCAGUAAGACUUUUGGGUUACUUCGAGUCUCCACGAUGCUACAUCACUCUACCCACAGGACAUUUUGAUCCCAGCAUCCCUGUAAAGCUGUGAAGGUGAGAGACACACAGAAGAAACAAACAAGGUUUUAGAAUUUGUUCAUUUUCAAAUGUAUGGGUGUGGCAGACACUGCCCUUAUGGGCUGUACCAUCAUGAUAAUAAGGCUAUACAUACAAAGAAUGACUAAGAAAGAAAGAAGCCAAUUGUACUAGAUUCAACUCUGGUAUAAAUGUCUACAGGAGAAGUCCAACUUCCAUUAUUAUAAUUUUCACUUAAAAUGGCAAUUUUUAGCUAUAAGUACCUUCAGCCAAGAUACAUGACUACAUUUUCCAAUCUCUCUCUCUCUCUCUCUCUCUCUCUCUCUCUCUCUCUCUCUGUGUUUAUCCAGACUGGGUUUCUCUGUGUAGCUUUGGAACCUAUCCUGACACCCCCUCUGUAGACCAGGUUGUCCUUGAACUCACAGAGAUUUCUAAUCUCCUUUUAUGUUUAGGCUGUUACAAUUUGAUCAAUACUAACCAAUGACAAAUCUCUAGGCCUUUUUUUCUAAUGUCCUUUGGUUGUUGCCAAAUAAUCAAGUACUAACCAAUGAUACACCAGUGGAAGAUUUGAGAAUGCUUCUGGGAAAUCCUAGAUUUUCUUGUUAGUAUUUCUAACCUGACAUAUUUUGAUUAUCCAGAGUGCAGACUAUUGGCUGGACCUUGCAUGAUCAUUUGGGAUUAUGGGAGCCUGGUCCUCUAGCUCUUACAAGCUUCCUGAAUCCCUCAUCUAUGAUAUUCCUUUAGCUUUAGGUUAAUAAAUAUUCUUUCAAAAUGACUUAAUAUGCUGAAUUUUUAGCAACUUAGUUUUAGAUGCUACUUGUAUUUUGGAAUAUGGAAGUCAAACUUUGCUUAUAAUAGGGUAUUCAUGACAUGAGCCAUUUUACAGAAUUAAUGAGGAACUCUCUUUUUGUUCCUCCCUGUGUCUCUUAAGUAAUCACCUGCUGGGAAAUAUAAAAUGUGUUCAAUAAAGGCCUUUCUAUGUUUCUUGUGAAACAGACAUUUCUUCCUAUGCUAUUGCUGCUCUGGCCAUUAGAUGGCAGCAUCAGCACAGAAACCAUAUAUGAAGAGGCCUGGCCAUAUUUCUAUUUGUUCUUGUAGCAUUAGGGAGAUGACAGGUUUGGAGAAAUCUUCCAAAUACAACCAAUGAUUUCUGGGGGCUGAGAGAUCAAGGAAAGUUUAUCAUGUGCCUGUGUGCGUUGAUUCCAUAGGGAAAAGCCAGCACUUUAAUUGGCUUAUAGAAUUUCAUUGUCACAUAAACAUUUGACCCUCACUGAUAGGUUUUGACAUUCAUGCCUUUUGAUUAUAGGACUAAUUAUAAAGGAUAAGGAGUUUCCUGUUGCAUAUAACAGAGCUUGGUUAUGUCCAUCCUAGAUACACACAGCUUAGUUUUGACUCAUCAGACAUUCUUUCAUGCCUGAUGUCAUCAGAACAAUAACAGAUAAAACAGCUCAAUUACUUUCCUAGUUGGUCCUUUACUACUUCUGAAGUACACAAAAAAUGUUUGUUGUUGUUUUCAUUGCUGUUCUUACAGUUGAGUAUUAGAAUAUUUGUUUUGUUUUCCAAUUUUAUUUUAAUUGUUCAGGAACUUUAAAAUACCCUAAAAGAAACCUUUCUUUUUUGUGGGGCAGUGCUCAUUUAGUAGUAAUGGGGGUUGUAGGCCUUCAUCUCUUGGUGGCACUCUUGCUCUUGGUAGUUCUUUCUCACUUUUCUUUAAUAAAUCUAUGCUCAUUAUGCUAAAUACAUAAUGUAAAAUUUAAAAUACUGACACAUGCCGAACUUUCAGCAUGAGAAUAUAGAAAAAAACUGUAAGAGGUGGUGUUGUAAUACUUGUAAAAUAAUAUUGUUUCAAGAUGACACUGCAAAGUUGGAACCAUCCUCUUCUGAGAGACAGAGAGGCUGUGGUUGGUAGGUGUCACUGGCUUCAUGAAGCUGCCUGGAAACAAAACAAAAACCCACAGAUGUCAAAUUAUACUCUGCUCAGUUUUCAAUCAUUACUCCCUAUCACCAUGUCUCCUUUACAUUUGUGUUGGACUAAGAAAUAUAUAGUAGAGUGAUAUUUGUUUUAUUCAGUCUUCUUUUCUGGGUCAAUAUCAUCAGUUUGGCUCUAACAUAUGUUUAGAUAGAACACUUACUACUAAGUCUUUUAUAAGUCUAACAUUAUUACUAAUAGGUCUUUUGUGUCCUGUUUAUUAUUUUAGAAGUUUUGCUUAACUAUUUCUAUGGUCGUUAAUCUUUGCCACCUUUGUCAUCAGAUCUAGAAUCCCCUGGCAGACACACUUUUGGAUGCAUCUAUGAUGUUUCCAGGAAGACCCUUCUGAAUGUGGGCAGCAUUAUUUCACUGGCUGGGGUUCUGGACUGAAAAAAAAACAGCACCAUUUGUUGAAGAUGCUUUCUUUGUUCCAUUGUAUAUCUUUAGCUUCUUUGUCAAAUAUCAGGUGUCCGUAGGUAUGUGGGUUAA
Messenger RNA from Cricetulus griseus (Chinese hamster), 7196 nucleotides. Lineage: Eukaryota; Metazoa; Chordata; Mammalia; Rodentia; Cricetidae. The record is from RefSeq and is a predicted model, not a curated record.